AUGAUUCCUUUAAAUGUAUUUGAUAUUUCCUUUCUUUCAAUAAAUUCAUUUGUAAUCGUGUUUUUGAACCAUCAGGACGCUGUAUUACAACCUGAAAUUUUAGUUUAUUUUUACAAUAUUCGCUUAGUUAUCAAGCGCCCUGAUGUAGAAUCACUAAUAAGAACAUGGUCACCUUUAGCGAACCAUUGUCCAUGGUAUAGGAAACGAUCACCUGCAGCAUAUAUAUCACUGUCUGUUUCUUCAAGGAAUGUAUUGUUGUCACCAUCCAGAAAUGGACCAGUUAUAGUAUUUAUCUUAGGUGAUGAAGAUGAAGAUAAAGCAGCAACAGCUAUGAUUAUUCAGUACAUAGCAAGUAUUAGAUCUUCUUCAAUUUCGGCGUUAUGCAACGAAUCUAACGUUAAAGGCCUAAUUCUGGUCGUGGAAGAGUCGAUUAGUUUUGAUAAUUCUUCACUAUGGACAUUCCUUAAGUAA
This is a messenger RNA of Funneliformis caledonium, 471 nucleotides long. NCBI's taxonomy places the organism in Eukaryota, Fungi, Glomeromycota, Glomeromycetes, Glomerales, Glomeraceae. The record is from the annotation of a GenBank genome assembly.